Molecule: messenger RNA, 1654 nt
Organism: Notothenia coriiceps (black rockcod)
Lineage: Eukaryota; Metazoa; Chordata; Actinopteri; Perciformes; Nototheniidae
Exons: 2
Coding region: 395-1267 (290 amino acids)
Molecular function (GO): catalytic activity
Source: RefSeq, a predicted model, not a curated record
CUGAUAUGCUAUGGAUUAUCACUCUCAUUUUAUCUGGACUCACACCGCUCCUUCUUCCACGGUCAUCCGGCUCCUGGUCUCUGCUGCCCGGGUCCCCAGCAUUAGCUAGCUCCGUGCUAGCGCCACUUCACGGGAUCAUGCCGCCGCUCUACUCCCUGUCAGAUCUCCACUCCUUUAAUAACCGCCUGCCUCCGGACUGCAUGGACAUCCUCGCAGAUAAUGAGAUACUCCGCAAACGCCGUCCUCCACACAGAGGCUUUUAUUUCAUUCCACGUCUCCACACUCCAUCCCGUCCAUUCGGUCCUGUCACACGCCCACACUACGCCAUCACAACAAAAAACACGUGAAUCUGACCAAUCUCCUUCCACUCCCCCGGUCCACACAACCCCCCCCAAUGCAACGUCACCUCAGAGCAGCCCUGCUCAACACACGCUCCAUCCACAAUAAAAGCCACAUUCUGAAUGAAUUCAUUAAAGACAAUAACCUGGACUUUCUGUAUCUGACCGAAACAUGGCAAAAGCCCCUGGACUAUUUUUCUUUAAAUCAAAUCACCCCAGCAGGAUUCACAUACAUUGACAAACCUCGCCCACAAGGGCAGGGUGGUGGUAUAGCUGCUAUUAUCAGAAAGGAAAUAAAAGCUACCAUAAUCCCCAUCCCUGAUGCUUCUUCAUUUGAACACCUGAUCUUUAAACUCUCUGGUCCCACUCCCCUGGUCACAGCCAUCAUCUACCGUCCCCCGAAGCCAAACCCCUCCUUUCUCUCCGACCUCUCUGACAUUCUCACUCAGCUUUCUGCCAUAUCCCCAUCUGUUCUCCUCUUUGGUGAUUUUAACAUUCAUAUUGACGACCCGACCUGCAAAUAUGCCUCUGAAUUUAAGGAAACCCUUCAUUGCUGCAACUUCUCUCAACACAUCAACUUCCCAACACACAGCCGUGGUCACAUCCUGGACUUGGUCUGCUCCACUGGUCUCACCAUCCAUCACCUGUCCAGCCUCAAUCUCCACGUCUCUGAUCACCUGGCCAUCAUCAUGGACAUCAACAUCCCCAUCCCCGCCCAAAAGCAAAAACGCACAAUAACCUACAGACACCUCAAAUCCAUCUCACCUUCAGCAAUCACUGCCUCCAUUACCUGCAAGAUGUCUGUCUCCCCCCCCCCACUUUCUGAAAACCUAUCUGAACUUGUGGACUAUUAUAACAGCACCCUCUCCUUCUGUCUCAAUGAACUGGCCCCCACAAAAACUAAAAAUGUCUCUUUCAUACACUCCUAAUUACUACUCACAACUCAUUCAGUCUGGCUCCAGCAACCCCAAGCGUCUCUUCUCCACCAUCAGCAAACUUCUCAAACCCUGUGACAACGCCACCUCGUCCUUCACCACCGAACAGUGCAACUCCUUCCUUUCGUUUUUCCAAACCAAAAUCAGCAACAUUUACAGCAAUCUGACACCCUCAUCAGCACCCCCCACCUCCUCUCCUGGCUCCCCCCCUUCACCUCACAGCCCCUGUCCCACUUCUCCCCUGUGACCCCCAUGCAACUGUCCCACUUCAUGACUGGAAUUAACUCCACCUGCACACUUGACCCAAUGCCCUCCAAAUUUGUUAAAGAGAGCCUCCCUGCCAUGUCCCAGCUCAUCGCCACCAUCAAUUAACUCCUCCCU